GUUCAGAUGAGGAAACUUCUUUUGUGUCAACCAGGUGAGAAAAAGAGACAAAGGAAGGGUCAACUGCACUUGACAUCUUGAACAGAGACCAAGGUGGACAGAUUCAGAGAAGCAAACUAUUCCCAAUCCACGGCCUCAUUUAGAGAAUUUAUUGAUGCAUGUGAGCCAAAUCUUUUGCUACUUGAGGGAGGGCACUCCCCUCUGCUUUUAAAGCUGCGCCUGUAGCCAAAUAGCCACCUCACCUCUGUCGAGAUUUUGCCUCGACAUCUGGGUACUCAGCUUUGUCCAUCGUAGGCGACUGAAACUUUUCAGUUCCAAGAGCAGCUCUUCUUCUUACUGGAGACAAUGAGUGUGUGGCCUGGAGUUUUGGCUCUGUCUCUGGUGCUGCAUCAGCUGUUGAUCACUGCUACAGCUCAAGGGAUUGUGUAUGACCUCCUGGUGUCACCGGAUUGCUUGCCAGACUUGCUCCAAGGAAACUUAAAGAAUAAAGGGCGGGAUGAGGCCUUCUUACUCUCCUCCUUCAAACUUCAAAACAAGGCCCCUACAUCACUUUAUAGUGUCAUUAACCCCUCAGACAACAUCAAGUACCUGGAGCUCAAUGUUCAAGCCAAACUGAGUAAAGUCACUCUGCGGUAUAAGAAGACUGACGGCAGAUACACUACAACCAGUUUCAAUCACGGUUCCCUGGCCGAUGGCAAUGACCACCAUGUGAUGCUUCAUGCUAGCGGUCUGCAACGCGGGCCCCCUCGCCUCAACAUCUACGUGGACUGCAGGCUGGCUCACACACUGGAUGACCUGCCAGCUGCGUUUGGGUCCAUCCCGCGCAGUCAGAAUACAGUGGCACUUAGGACACUGCAGGGUGGCGUCACCGACAUGAAACUGGUCCUUGAUGACACCGUAGACAACGUAGCAACACUUCAGGACUGCAUCCUGGAUCAGAGCGAUCCUGUCAAGCUACUAAGUUUUCAGGCAAGCAGAAGCAUUCAGGAGCAGACCACGAUGCAAGAAUUAAAGCUUAUGCUAGCUGAGAUGAAGGACAUGCUUAAUCAGCAGAUAAAAGAGACCAACUUUCUGAGGAACACCAUCACAGAGUGUCUUCCUUGUACUGGUCUUGGUGGAGGUCCAACCAACCCAGGAUCACCUCCAGGCCCAGGCCAGUACACCAUGCCUCCUUCCUGUCCACCUGGAACGUGUUUCCAACAGGACAUGUGCAUCCCAUCUUCAACGGGAGGGUACCAGUGUGCUCCCUGUCCUGAUGGAUAUACAGGGGAUGGGGUUUUUUGUGACGACAUAGACGAGUGCCAAUUCAAUCCAUGUUAUCCUGGUGUAAAGUGUGAGAACACUGCACCUGGGUUCCGAUGUGGCAAAUGUCCUUUGGGAUAUGACGGACCAGAACUGACUGGAGUUGGACUAUCCUAUGCUCAAACCAACAAGCAGAUGUGUGAGGAUAUAGAUGAGUGCCUAAACCCGCCUAAAUUCGGAGGUUGCACAGCCAACUCCCACUGCAUCAACACCAAGGGCUCCUUCCUCUGUGGAGAAUGUAAAAAUGGCUUCACAGGUGACCAGGCGAGCGGCUGCCAGGGAACCAGGCUCUGUCCCAAUGGUCAGCCCAACCCAUGCGAUGCCAACGCAGAGUGUGUUGUGGAAAGAGAUGGCAGCAUUAGCUGUGCGUGUGGUGUUGGUUGGGCAGGCAAUGGCUAUAAAUGUGGAAAGGACACCGAUAUUGAUGCACAUCCUGAUGACCCUCUUGACUGCCCAGAAAACAACUGUAAUAAGGACAACUGUGCGCUUGUCCCAAAUUCCGGCCAGGAAGAUGCUGACGGAGAUGGGAUAGGUGACGCCUGCGAUGAGGAUGCAGAUAGCGAUGGCAUCAGUAACUUAGAUGACAACUGCUGGCUGAUUCCUAAUGUGGACCAAAAGAACAGCGACAAGGAUCACCAUGGCGACGCCUGUGACAACUGCAGAACAGUGGAAAAUCCGUCCCAGAGAGACACGGACAGCGAUGGGCUGGGAGAUGAGUGUGAUGAUGACAUGGACGGCGAUAAUUUGAAGAAUAAUGACGACAAUUGCCCUCGCGUGGCUAACCUGGACCAGAAAGACAAAGACAAUGAUGGCGUGGGAGAUGCCUGUGACAGCUGUCCUGACGUGGCCAACCCUAACCAGUCAGAUUCGGAUGAUGACCUUGUAGGAGAUACCUGUGAUGACAACAUUGACACUGAUGGAGAUGGUCAUCAGAACACCAAAGACAACUGUCCCAAUGUCAUCAACUCUUCUCAGUUGGACACAGACAAGGAUGGCAUGGGAGACGAAUGUGACGAUGAUGACGACAAUGACGGCGUCAAGGAUGAUGAGGACAACUGUAGAUUGGUCGCCAACCCAGACCAAAAGGAUUCAGAUAACGACAAAGUGGGGGACGCGUGUAAAGGCGACUUUGACAAAGACAAUGUCAUCGACAUCGUCGACCGCUGUCCAGAGAAUGCUGAAGUCUCCUUGACGGAUUUCAGAGCUUAUCAAACCGUCGUUCUGGAUCCAGAAGGGGACUCGCAGAUCGAUCCAAAUUGGGUGGUUCUCAACCAGGGGAUGGAGAUAGUUCAGACCAUGAACUCUGACCCAGGCCUAGCUGUAGGCUACACAGCUUUCAGUGGCGUGGACUUUGAAGGAACGUUCCACGUCAACACUGUAACAGAUGACGACUACGCAGGCUUCAUCUUCGGUUACCAGGACUCGUCGUCCUUCUACGUGGUCAUGUGGAAACAGACGGAGCAGACCUACUGGCAAGCUGCUCCUUUCCGAGCCGUGGCCGAGCCCGGAAUUCAACUAAAGGCGGUAAAGUCCAAAACUGGACCUGGAGAGUAUCUUCGGAACUCCCUGUGGCACACCGGAGACACUCCGCAGCAAGUUCGUCUUCUUUGGAAAGACCCCAGGAAUGUCGGCUGGAAAGACAAAGUGUCCUAUCGAUGGUUUCUCCAGCAUAGACCACAAGUUGGUUAUAUCAGGGCUCGGUUCUUCGAGGGCUCGGACCUGGUAGCCGACACUGGCGUGACACUUGACACCAGCAUGAGAGGCGGCAGGCUAGGUGUCUUCUGCUUCUCCCAGGAGAACAUCAUCUGGUCCAACCUCAAGUACAGAUGCAACGACACCAUUCCUGAUGACUACAACCAGUUCAGUCCCUCAUCAACUGAUGGUUAUGAUAAAUCAUAAAACUUCAAUUUGGGCCAUUAUAUCCUUUUUCAGAAUAUAAGUAUUGGUACUAAACGUGUCGGCAUUAUCAUCAUUCAUGCUAUUAAUAAAGAUGUUAUCAAAAUCAAUGCUCAGAUAAAUAGACCAUUCUGUACAAGUGUGGUUUGGCUUGCAAAUUAAAAGAUUGAAGCUUUAAGUCCAUCUGACCCUGUUAACACCAACUCAGAUGUUCAAACAUAAGAAUUGAUAAGAUGAAUGCACACACAGAUUGCAUUUGUACUUUGAAACCCCAAAUUUUACGAGUGUAAAAAGUGAAGUAGCACUGAUACCGAUACCAGUAUCGGCAGGGGGCGCGGAUACCGUCUACUGGCAUCACUUGAACGCAAAUGUACUGUCCUCCCCACGUGAGCUAACUUCCCAAAUCCCGGUGCAUGACAUCUGUAUGUCUUUGUCUUACAAUUACCAUACGAAAUUAACACCUUCGUCUUCAAUAUUAAGGAUAUUUACUACAACGCGUAUCCGCGAUGUUACGCUGCUCAUCUAACAUGGCAUUCACAAACGAUUAGCAUGCGUGAGCUAGCGCCUGCUGUUGUAAUGACGUUGGGAUCAGACAGGUUAAAACCGUGGGAGACUAAGCAAACUCAUGGUUUCAUGAUGGACAAUGAGUGGCAAAUUAAGAGCGCCGUACUUCAAACUUGUCCUGUUUAUGAAAGUCGAUUGUCAUAUGCUGGUGUUGUCCAGUAAUGAGCAGAAGUGACUCACUAGAUAUCAUCAAAUAGGAACCUAGAUGUCCUAUGUUAGAUCCCAUGCUAAUUCUCGCAUGCACACACUAGAUAUAAUCAAAUAGCAACCUAGAUGUGCUACAUUAUAUCCCAUGCAAUGAGCCGCGUGAGCCCAGAGCGACGCGUAGUCCAUAUGCUACAUUGAUGAAUUAGAAACCGCCAUUUCUGAAUGGAAGUUAAGCGGGCCAAAUCAAUCCGUACCAGUGACUGUAGAUAAUGCUGCAAAUACUGUUAAUUCAGUACAUGACACGGAUGGACUCAGACCAAUCAACAGUGUGCCCCACUUUACAAACAGUAAUGGUUGUUCUCAGAACUUUUACACAAAAUAUAUUCAGAUCAGUAAGAAGUGAGCACAUAAAUAUUAUGCACUAAAAUGCUUGUUUAUAUGACGGCACUGUUA
This is a messenger RNA of Corythoichthys intestinalis (scribbled pipefish), 4362 nucleotides long. It is a transcript of the gene thbs4a, whose product is annotated as thrombospondin 4a. Lineage: Eukaryota; Metazoa; Chordata; Actinopteri; Syngnathiformes; Syngnathidae. The transcript has 25 exons. The record is from RefSeq and is a predicted model, not a curated record. Gene Ontology annotation, molecular function: calcium ion binding. Gene Ontology annotation, biological process: cell adhesion. Gene Ontology annotation, cellular component: extracellular region. Bases 346 to 3201 code for a protein of 951 amino acids.